Iphiclides podalirius (scarce swallowtail) is the source of this 249-nucleotide messenger RNA. The record is from the annotation of a GenBank genome assembly. NCBI's taxonomy places the organism in Eukaryota, Metazoa, Arthropoda, Insecta, Lepidoptera, Papilionidae.
AUGCUGAUUUCGCUAUCGUCGAAGUUGUUAAUCAGUUGGGGCAUCGCGUACGAGAGGGAAAGUUCACGAUCCGCUACCCAUCACGCCCGCUUGCGCAACUGGGUGAGUGCGGCGACUGAGGAGCAACGCACCGGCCACUCAUGCCGUAAUUGGCGUGGGGCCUCAUUGAGCACGUUUUCGCACACUGCGCUCGCUGACUCUCCCGGCCUGGCCCUAUAUUCGCCGGUGCUAAGCGCGUGUCUCGCGGAG